GGAAAAGGUGUCGAUAGAGCGAGACGCGUUCAACCGACGCGACCCGUACAACACAAGCGCUGGCUCUCCACCCUCGCGUCGCUUAAAUACAACGCCGCAGGCCCCAACGCCAGGCCACUCUCUCCCCCUUCUCUCUCGUGACCUCCUGUUUCCGCCCACCUUCUCCGGCUCCGGCGCCGGCGAACCCACCGCGGAUCGAGCGAUUCCUCCGAUCAGGAGAGGCCAGCCGGGAGGAAGAGCACCUACGCGGGAGGAGAGGAGAUGGGGCUCACGUUCACCAAGCUGUUCAGCCGCCUGUUCGCGAAGAAGGAGAUGCGGAUCCUGAUGGUGGGUCUCGACGCCGCGGGAAAGACCACCAUCCUCUACAAGCUCAAGCUCGGCGAGAUCGUCACCACCAUCCCCACCAUCGGGUUCAAUGUUGAAACUGUGGAGUACAAGAACAUCAGCUUCACUGUCUGGGAUGUCGGGGGUCAGGACAAGAUCAGGCCACUGUGGAGGCAUUACUUCCAGAACACACAGGGUCUCAUCUUUGUUGUGGACAGCAACGAUAGGGACCGUGUUGUUGAAGCAAGGGAUGAGCUCCACAGGAUGCUGAAUGAGGAUGAGUUACGUGAUGCUGUGCUGCUUGUGUUUGCUAACAAGCAAGAUCUUCCAAAUGCCAUGAAUGCUGCUGAGAUCACUGAUAAGCUUGGCCUGCACUCCCUUCGCCAGCGACACUGGUACAUCCAGAGCACUUGUGCUACAACAGGGGAGGGACUGUAUGAAGGCCUGGACUGGCUGUCCAGCAACAUUGCCAACAAGUCCUAAAUUUUCGUCAAGAUUUUGAAGGAGCUAGGAGCGCUUUGGAUGGACGAUUGAAUCACCGGGUACCUAGGGAUUGUGUUGGGAUGGGAUGGUGCUAUGCUAUUCCCGUAUGUACUGUGUAUUUUCCUGAGAUCAACAGCUACUGAGCCAGCUCCGGCUGUGGUUUCACUGUCAUACUAUUGUUUUAUUGUAUUUUGAGCCCUAAGAUGUUUCUUCUGAAGUAAACAGCUAAAGAGAGUCCUGUUCAAUUUCGUAAUAAGUGUUCCAAGCAUC
This is a messenger RNA of Triticum aestivum (bread wheat), 1077 nucleotides long. Its product is annotated as ADP-ribosylation factor. NCBI's taxonomy places the organism in Eukaryota, Viridiplantae, Streptophyta, Magnoliopsida, Poales, Poaceae. The record is from RefSeq and is a predicted model, not a curated record. The transcript is spliced from 7 exons. The coding region runs from base 262 to 807 and encodes 181 amino acids. Gene Ontology annotation, molecular function: GTPase activity; GTP binding.